Molecule: messenger RNA, 1361 nt
Organism: Camelus dromedarius (Arabian camel)
Lineage: Eukaryota; Metazoa; Chordata; Mammalia; Artiodactyla; Camelidae
Gene: CDK2AP1
Product: cyclin dependent kinase 2 associated protein 1
Exons: 4
Coding region: 279-626 (115 amino acids)
Cellular component (GO): nucleus; cytoplasm
Source: RefSeq, a predicted model, not a curated record
CCGGGCCGGCCCCGCUGGCUCCGCUCAAAGUUUGCGGCCGCCCCUGCGCCCGCCCGAUGUAUGGGUGAUAUACUGCGGUGGUGUCAGGGUGAGGGACGGCCAUAUUUGCCGGUGCGGCCCGAGCCGUCAACAACAAAAAGUGCGCGGGAGCUCGGCGGGCGCACGGACGGGCGCACGGACGCCGGGGCCGCCUCGCCGCCGCCCGGCCUCGCCGCCGCCGCCGCCGCCCUCGCGGGCCUGGCCCCGCUGCGCCCCGGCGCGCCCCGCCGCUCGGGGGGAUGUCUUACAAACCGAACUUGACCGCGCACAUGCCCGCCGCCUCCCUCAACGCCGCUGGGAGCGUCCACCCGCCCUCCACCAGUAUGGCGACGUCCUCACAGUACCGCCAGCUGCUGAGUGACUACGGGCCACCAUCGCUAGGCUACACCCAGGGAACUGGGAGCAGCCAGGUGCCCCAGAGCAAAUACGCUGAGCUGCUGGCCAUCAUCGAAGAACUGGGGAAGGAGAUCAGACCCACCUACGCGGGCAGCAAGAGCGCGAUGGAGAGACUAAAACGGGGCAUUAUCCACGCUAGAGGACUGGUGAGGGAGUGCUUGGCUGAAACGGAACGGAAUGCCAGGUCCUAGCUGCCUUGGGAGCCUGGAAGGCUUUCCAUCUUCCGAGAGAAGUUACAGUUCAUCUCCCCUGUUCAGAUGAAACUUUGUUUUCAAAAUGGUAACAGUUUGGUUUCUCUGUGCCCCUCCCACGGCUCACUACGUCUGAAGCUACAGUCUGUAAGAUUAAGGAACGGUUUUGCAGUUGAUUAGGGUUUACAUUUUAAAUAGUUAGGAUCUACCCAGGUUUGUUUUUCUUUAAAGCAUUGAUUCAAAAGAUGCACGUAAAAGUUACCUGUCUUACAGCAGACUAGUUUGCCUCCAAGGUACCGGUGUCUUGCUCUCCUGUUUUGAAUACAUUUAUGUUAUUCAGAUUGUUCUUUGUACCUUUUCAUAAGCUGAUACAACUUGAAGGGUUUCUUGUUGUAGUGCGGACUGACAGCACACUUAACCUAGUAGCCGGUCCCCCCUCCCUCCCUUUGCCAUACAGUGUAGGUUCUGCUUAAUGUAACUUCUUUUUUGCUUAAGCAUUUGCAUGACUAUUAGUGCUUUGAAGUCCACUUUGAAAAUGCACAAGUUAUAAAUACAGAAGAAAGAGCAGCCUCCCAAACCAAACCUAACAAGGAUCCCUGGAAGCUUCCCUAAGACUAUGUAGAUUUCAGUUCCGCCUUUCCUGUAAGUUGAUCCAAACAUCUGGAACAAAAUGAAACUGUUUGCAUCUUUGUAUGUAUUUAUUACUUGAUGUAAUAAAGCUUAUUUUCAUUAACA